Salvia hispanica is the source of this 750-nucleotide messenger RNA. The record is from RefSeq and is a predicted model, not a curated record. Lineage: Eukaryota; Viridiplantae; Streptophyta; Magnoliopsida; Lamiales; Lamiaceae.
AAUACAUCUAUAAAACACAUGCUUACCUCCAUUUCAAAAUUCAUUAAAUUCAAAAUGCAUAAAUUACUAGGUUUUCUCCUUCUGUAUCUCUCCGUCUCCACUCUAGCUUCAGAUCCAGACCCUGUCAUGGAUUUCUGCAUUCCAUCAUCCACGAGCGCCUGCGAAAACCCGACGCUGGCAACGCCGGAUGACUUCGUGUUUACCGGCAUAAGAUUAGCCGGCAAUUUCUCGGACACUGGGCUAUCAUCGUCUCCAGUAAACCACGCCGUGUUCCCGGGGCUGAACACGCUGGGAAUGUCGGCGGUGCGUGCAGAUCUGAAGCCCGGCGGGAUCAACCCACCACAUUUCCACCCUAGGGCGACGGAGAUGGUGUACGUGCUACACGGGAAGGUGUACGCAGGGUUCGUGGACUCCACGAACCGCGUGUUCGCCAAGGUCAUCAAGCGGGGAGACGUGAUGGUGUUCCCGAGAGGACUGGUUCAUUUCCAGAUGAACGUCGGGAAAAGGCAGGCGACUGUAUUCGGAUGCUUCAACAGCCAGAAUCCGGGGACGCAGAAGAUUCCCAAUGUUCUGUUUGGUUCGGGAAUCAGCGAUGUGCUUCUGGAGAAGGCGUUUGGGUUGAGCAUUAAGCAGAUUAUAAAGAUGAGGAGGAGAUUCUUGCCUAAACCUCAUCACUAGGGCUACCAAUCAUGCAUCGAUUUUCAAUCUGUAACCAUCCAUUCAAAUGCAAUUCUUCUAUUUGCUGUACAA